AUGGAAAGGCUUGAACAAAUCAAGGUAAUCGCCAAUAACCUUAAAACGAGUUCGACGAAGGCUAUAAGGGCACUGCACAGGUUAGUGUUCGAGAAAGAAGGAGACCGCGGCAAUAGGAAGCGACUGCGUGAGUUCGGUGGCUUUACAUUCGCUAGCGGAUCGGAAGAGUAUAAGAAUAANUUAGCAUAUGCGGAGGCAGCCCUCGGCUGGGGAGAUUUAGUUGCAAUCUGUAACAUCUUGGCAAUUGACUACGCAGGUACGAAGAGAGAGUUGCAGCAGCGAAUAUGCGACUACCUGAUGGAUCUCGAUUCGCUUAGCAACGCAAACGACGACAGAAGAGACGCUGAAGAAGACGCUGUGGAAGACGACGACGACGAAGCUCACGACGACGAUAACGAUGAAGCUCACGGCGAAGACGACGCAGAAGAAACCAACGCAGACGAAGAUGAUAAUAGAACGAAUAGCGACCACGAAGAUGAUCGACGAGCAAAGAAGACUGAAAAAACGACGAUGAAGAAUAAGUUCGCGAUGACGUUCAGGGACGUGGAAGACUCGAUCAGGCCUUUUAAUGGAGAUGACAAAUAUUCUGUAGCUCGUUGGAUUUCGGAUUACGAAGAGGUAGCCGAACUCUUCGGAUGGACGGACNUACAGAAAACAGUAUUUGCCAAGAGGUCAUUAAAAGGUUUAGCCAAGUUAUUCAUUCAAGGAGAACGCGGCUUGAAUUCGUGGANGAAGUUAAAGAAGGCGCUACAAGAAGAAUUUGGCGACAAAUUAAAUAGUGCCGAAUUACAUAAACAGAUGGAGAAAAGAAAGAUUAAGAAAGACGANUCAGUGCGAGCAUAUUUUCUCGCUAUGAAGGAGAUAGCAUCCAGAGGCGAAAUAGAGCAGGAAGCCUUGUUUCAGUACGUUAUCGACGGCAUAGACGAUCAAGCAGUGAAUAAAGGUAUCUUGUACGGAGCAAGAAAUGCGGAGGAGUUUAAAGAAAAGCUGNAAGCAUACGAGAAGAUGAGAACGAAGAACGUAAGCACAACUAAGAUAUCGAAUCCGACUGCUAAGAAUAAAAAAAGUGCAAAUCCAAAAGAAGAAGCUCGUUGCUUUAAUUGUGGCNAGUUCGGACAUAGAUCAACUGCGUGCGAUAACAGAAGCAAGGGUGCCAAAUGUUUUAGGUGUAACGAGUUUGGGCAUAAAUCGUUCGACUGCAAGAAAGAGAAAUCAAAGAAAGUAAAAGAAGACGACGAAGAAGAGACUAGAAAAGUUCGACUAGUAAAUCCUAAGAGCAUGUACAAGACGAUUGAAAUUCGAGGUGAAAAAUUCAAUGCUUUAGUAGAUACCGGCAGUCAAUUCAACAUCAUAAAUAAAAGCUCGUAUACUAAGGUAGGCACGCCGCCAUUGUCAGACUCUAAGUUGCAUUUCUCCGGAUUCGGUGGAAGUAAGGUGACACCAAUGGNAUAUUUUGAGGACGUUAUUAAGACUGACGAUGACUACUUUCAAGUAAAGAUCUAUGUAGUAGCUGAUGACGCCAUGACGGUGGAAACCAUAGUCGGCAACGAAUUAUUGUCACAGGCUGAAAUCAAGAUAAACAAAGAUAGCAUCACCAUCUNUAAAGUACACGAGAUAAAUAAUAUCCUUUCUCCGAAUUACGCUAUUGAAUCCGAUACGCCUGUCAUAGGAUGUACUAUCUCCAAAGAGAAGAAGAAAGAAGUAGAGAAUCUGUUGGAUGGUUAUGCACCAAAGAAGAUCAAGACGUCUAACGUUGAGAUGACCAUUACCCUAAANGAGAAUCAGAAGAUUUGUGCGCGACCAAGACGAUUACCAUUUCCAGAGAGGCAAGUAGUAGCAAAACAAGUGAAGCAGUGGAUCGAUGAGGGUGUCGUCGAACCAUGUUCGUCAGAGUACUCGAGUCCGGUCGUGGUGACUAAGAAGAAGGACGGAACACCACGAGUAUGUAUCGACUAUCGUGCCAUCAACCGGAUCAUNAUGAAAGACCGCUAUCCUCUGCCCCUCAUAGAAGAUAUCUUNGACAGACUGCAAGACGCUCGCGUAUACAGUUCGUUGGAUUUAAAAAAUGGAUUCUUUCACGUUCCCGUGAAUAAAGAUAGCCAGAAAUAUACAGCGUUCGUAACGCAUGGAGGGCAGUAUCAAUUUCGAAGAGUACCGUUUGGCUUGUGCAACUCGCCAGCUGUCUUCCAACGGUUUAUCAACGACGUAUUUUACGACAUGACAGUGCAAGGAAUCGCAUUGCCUUAUAGACGACUUAAUAAUACCGGCGAAAAACGAAGAAAAUGCUGUGGAAAAAUUAAAGCUGGUACUGAAACGAGCGGAAGAAUACGGUCUAGAAAUUAA
Pseudomyrmex gracilis is the source of this 2343-nucleotide messenger RNA. RefSeq lists its product as uncharacterized. Bases 1 to 2343 code for a protein of 780 amino acids. The record is from RefSeq and is a predicted model, not a curated record. Gene Ontology annotation, molecular function: zinc ion binding; aspartic-type endopeptidase activity; nucleic acid binding. Lineage: Eukaryota; Metazoa; Arthropoda; Insecta; Hymenoptera; Formicidae. Gene Ontology annotation, biological process: proteolysis. The transcript has a single exon.